This is a messenger RNA of Osmerus eperlanus (European smelt), 3321 nucleotides long. It is a transcript of the gene sv2, whose product is annotated as synaptic vesicle glycoprotein 2. The transcript has 14 exons. Gene Ontology annotation, biological process: transmembrane transport. The coding region runs from base 735 to 2360 and encodes 541 amino acids. Gene Ontology annotation, cellular component: membrane. Gene Ontology annotation, molecular function: transmembrane transporter activity. The record is from RefSeq and is a predicted model, not a curated record. NCBI's taxonomy places the organism in Eukaryota, Metazoa, Chordata, Actinopteri, Osmeriformes, Osmeridae.
GACAGUACUGCAGCAGCCUAAACAGGACAGGUCAAAAGAUGAGUACGGGACAAGUUAACUUAUGAGUGUGUUGCCUAAUUUAUGGGUUUAAUGCUGUUCAGACUUCUUUCUAAUGCUGGCUGGUUAGUUCAGCAAGCUAAAUAACAGCACACAACAGCAGAUAAUACGUUGUUGCAGACAAACUACAGAGAACGUUAGGCUCUUGCAAGGGCUAGUCAACUUAAGUUCAGACGUUAGCUACGUACUUGUUACCUAGUGACUGAUAGGCUAACCAGCUAGUUGGCUGGUAAAAAUGAAAUACACUGCAUUGUCACGAGCUUAACUUGCAGAUUUUAUUAGCUGACUAGCUCUUCACAAGCGGGCCUUGAGCUGGUACUACUAGGAAGUGGCUAGCUAGCUAACUUUUCCUGUAUUAUUGGAUUGCUCAGACUGUAGCCUACUACUUUAUUACUAUUCGUUUUAAUAAUUUGCUAGCUGGCUGAACAUAUAAUUAAAUUAGCUAACACUUACCGAGUCAAGAAAAAUGUCUUCUCCGUCAUCACUGUCUUGGGCACCAACUUCUUCAGUCUCAAGUUCUUGAUCCUCGGACUCUGGAAAGGGAGGAGGACUACGCUCUGAACUAGUCGCCAUCUUCAUACAUAGAUCUUAAGGUUGUUCUGGUAUGCACAACUAAGUUGCCACAGCAUAGGUGGCCAACGUAUCAGACUGCUAGCUAUCAAACUAUCUACGUAUUGAUGUCUCGUCGCAUUCAUGGAGAGAGUGGCGAUGCAGCUGCACGGGAGCCACUACUCUUCGGCGACUUGUAUCCAUCGUGCCUCGACUCCGACGAAGGAGAAAUUAUUUUCGAAAGUAGCGCAAAAGAUGCUGCUAAUGUGGAGAGUGCACACAGACAACUUUCAUAUGAGGAAGCCAUCGAGGAAGCAGGUUUUGGUUUGUUUCAUGGCCUCCUGUUGGUGGUGUGUGGCUGGGCCAACGCCAGUGAUGCUGUUGAGAUCUUAUGUGUCUCCUUCCUGUUGCCAACUGCUCGUUGUGAUCUGUCGAUCAGCUCCUCAGACAUGGGUCUGUUGACCUCCAGUAUCUUUUUAGGAAUGAUGGUUGGUGGGUAUGUGUGGGGUUACCUUGCUGACCAGAGGGGGCGCCAGAGAGUCUUGGUGAUCUCUUUGACUGUGAAUGGGGUUUUUGGGGCACUGGCUAGUCUGGCCCCAUGGUUCUGGCUAUUCCUCAUUCUGCGGUUCAUCAGUGGUGUGGGGGUGGGAGGUUCCAUCCCUGUCAUCUUCUCCUACUUCUCUGAGUUCCAGCCGCGCUUGAGGAGAGGGGCCAUGAUCAGUGGACUGGCCACCUUCUGGAUGGCAGGAAACAUCCUGGCAGCAGGUCUGGCGUGGCUGGUUAUUCCAUGGAGCUGGGCACAUUUUCCUUUGGGCUCGCUGGAUUUUCAGAGCUGGAGACUUUUCGUGGUGCUGUGCUCUGUUCCCAGCCUGUCGUCUGCUCUCAUCUUCAGGUUGGCCAUGCCAGAAAGCCCCAAGUUCCUCAUGGAGGCUGGCCAGGAAGCAGAGGCCCUACGAGUCUUUAGGUUCAUGUUUGUUCUGAACAACCGACAUUGUCCCAAACCCUUCCCAAUACCUGGGCUCCAAGUCCCUCCUCCACAGAGGAGGAACAGUCUGGACACUCAGGGCCCUGGUUCUCUGUCUAACCUGCUGAAAAAGGCCCUGAGUCCAGUUCAGCAGCUGUUUAAGGCCUCUCUCAGGGAGAGGAGCACAGUCCUGCUCAUCAUAUUUUACUGCAUUUCAUUUGGGUAUUAUGGUCUGUGGAUGUGGUUUCCAGAGUUGUUUAGAAGAAUCGAGAAUGGAGGUUCUCCUUGUGCCAAUGUCUCCCGCUCCCUGACACAGAACAACCACAGCUGCUACCCAGUCCAAACGGCAGUGUACAAGGAGGGAUUUAUCACUGCAGCAUCUAACCUGCCAGGAAACAUAUUCACCAUUCUUAUGAUGGACACCAUUGGAGGAAAGACCUUACUUUCCUGCAGUCUCUUGCUCUCCAGUCUGAGUGUGUUUGCCAUUUAUGAAGUGAAGACCAAAACCCAGAGUCUGCUAAUGUCCUUCCUGUUCAGUGGAGUGUCUGUGGUAGCCUGGAAUGCCCUGGAUGUGGUGGGCACUGAGCUGUACCCCACGCACAUAAGGUCUUCUGCUCUUGGCUUCUUCACCGGAGUAGGCAGAAUUGCAGCCAUCAUGGGUAAUGUAGUCUUUGGCCAGCUGGUAGACACCAACUGUGCAGUUCCUGUGUUGCUGGUGUCGGCCCUGCUGCUGGUUGGAGGGAUAGCCGCUCUCUGCCUUCCCAGGACCAGGCAAGCAGAGCUCACCUAGGGUGGUGGGGACAUGAACUGACCAGGAGAUGACACCAGAAGGCUGUUUGCUGAACAUUUCUGGAAUUUCUAAAGAAAAGUAGUGUGUAUGUACGAGGGAAUUCUUGAGAUGUGACACUAAAGGCUUCAUAAAGGCAUGCAGGAGUCCUACUCUGGUCAUCUGGUGGGUUUUUCAUGUGGGAUUUUUCUCUGACCUCUGUUGUAAUUGACCUGAUUUAAUCAAUCAAUGGUGUAAUCAUUAGAAUCAGGCGGUUUCUAAAGAACAUGUAAAGGAUGGUACUGUGGUUCUGCAGGAACAGGGCUUCUCAGCUCUGGUCUAAAGAUACCAAGUUAAGUCAUGAUAUCCUGACACACAGUAUGUGGCCAAAUCGCACCACUGGAACUCUGUGAAAAGAAACAUUUAGAAAAUGUAACUUCCAGACCUUAAAUAAUUUCUUGCUGAAAUAUUUUUACAUUACAUAUUAAAUUAUGACCACCUCAUGUACAGCUGUGUACUAUAUGUACUUUCAGACCAAAGAGGAUCUGGAACUUGUGUUUGAGUUUUCUUUACAUGUUGUGAAAUCAAGACCACUAGUUCACAAGAACUUUUCAAUCAAAUCUUAACAUGCCAACAACUUGUUAUUUGAAAAGUUUGUAAAAUGCUAGUGAAUGUCUUGUAUGUCCAAGUGUGAAAGAAAGCAGUCAGUACAGCAUGCAUCAGACAGAUGUCUUCUGACUUAACCCCUCGACACAGAAAACACUGUGUUCAGAUCAGGAUCUAUGAAUGCCAUAAUUACAUCAAGUGCUGUGACUUAGUCACUUUGUCUAUAAGCAACUGUACUUAUGUACAGUGUACACAAGAUUGUUCAUAAUUUAUGAAGUGUGGUCCAACAUUUUGUAUAACAUAUGAUUGUUCUAUUUUGUGUUUUUGUAUACACUGGACAAUAGUUAAAGUUCCUACAAUAAAUGCAAACUUAGCCACU